AUGAUGAUUGGCCAGCUGCUUGAGUUGGGUAGAUGUGGUGGUGAUUUGUACCAUGCCAGCUCAAGUAAUGGGGUGCUGUCAGAGAGGCAUGUUGAUAUGGAGUCCCAAGGAGGCUCAACCAAUGGGCUGCUAGAGGAGGGAGUCAGUGCCAAUGACUCCCAUACUGGCUCUAUCAAAGGUGAUCUGGGCAAACCAGAGGACUGGAAGGAGGGUUCUGUUCUGGUUCAUCACCAGACUGGUGCAUUCACCACAUCACUCAAGCACCCACCACCUGCACACCAAAGCUUUAACAGCACUAUGUCUACUGCCAACACCAGCACCUUCAUCCCAGCACAAUUGACUGACAACAUCCAACCAGUCAUCACCACUGAAAAUGCCAAGUGGAUGGUCGAGGAGGCUGCCAGGGUUACAAUGCAGGCACUGAGAGGACUUCAGGGCCAGGACACUAAGCACUGGGGCAAAGUGGCUCAGCUUGUGUGGGCCCAGCUGCCUAAGUCUCACCCAUAUUACAAGGUCAUGGAGGAGCUUACCAGGCCUUCAUCAAGGGCCAAGCACCAGGCACAGCCAGUGGAUAAGGGGAAGGGGAAAGAGUUGGGUACAGAUGAGGCUCAAAGGAUUCAGCUUCUGGAAACCAUGGCUAGGACCACUGGAGUUGCAAUGCAGAAGCCAGGAAAUGAGGAGGAUCAGAACAGGGAGAAGGCACAGGGCUGUAGCCAGUCAAGACAUGGCUGGCCAGCAGCCAAGCCUGUUGAUGCCAGUGAUCAGACCAGUAGAGGCCAGAGCUGGUCAAGGAGACCAAUGAAGAAGGUGAAACCAGCAGUUGAUGAGGAUGUGCAGGACCAGCAAGACAUCAACAACCCUCCUGAGUCCUGGGAGGUAGUGCUGGAAACUGAGUGCCAAAUGUCAAAGGGCACCAAGCCAAAAUCAAUCUGCCAGUCCAUCCAAAGUAACAAGCCAUCAUUUGUCCCCUGGCCCAUGGACUGGCUGCCCCAUGGAAAUUAUUACUCCAUCAUGGCUAUCCUGUAUUGGGAAGAGGUUACCAUCCUCAAGCAGGAGAAUGCUGACAUGAGGCAGGAGAUAGAAGUAACCCAUACUGAGCUUGCUGCUCUCCAUCAGGUGUACCUCACAUGCUGGUCAUGGUGGAACUUGGCACUGCAACCAGUGUUGUUGAGGUUCAAUCAUCCCAAAGUGGCUCAAGACAGGAGUCCACUGAACCCCCCCCCCCCAGCUUCAUUCAAGGGAGGUGCCAGCUUGGAAGUGCCUCCUUUGAAUGUUGAAGCUGUGCAUGGACCUGCUGGAGGUCUGGCAAUCUCUAUUACUCCACCACCACCAGCAGUUGGAUCAGUGCCUGGACAUGAAGGUAGGAUGGAGGUUGACUAA
Messenger RNA from Pisolithus orientalis, 1380 nucleotides. RefSeq lists its product as uncharacterized. The coding region runs from base 1 to 1380 and encodes 459 amino acids. NCBI's taxonomy places the organism in Eukaryota, Fungi, Basidiomycota, Agaricomycetes, Boletales, Pisolithaceae. The transcript has 10 exons. The record is from RefSeq and is a predicted model, not a curated record.